AUGGAUACUAAUAUGAAUUCUACGGCUAAUAACACGUUGAAACCGAAAAUGCUGGACAUAAGAAAAGAUUAUAAGACAUUUGAUUUAUGCAUUGAAAUGAGCGCUGAAAUCGAUCUGAAAGUAAUUGCUUGGAUCAGAAAACAGUGCAAAUACUUGGAGUGUUUGCAAAUUAAUAACUCUGUUCUCAAUACUCGACUCACAUCACGACAAUGGAUACAAAUCGGAGAAAUAUUGUCCGAUAAUUUGAUCCAUUUGUCAAUCAAUUCGGUGACAAAUCCGGAGAAAUUGUCUGAAUUUAGUCUCAUUUAUUUGGUUCAGAACUUUACAAAACUCGAAGAGUUUAGUUUCGAUGUCAACGAUAUGCCAAUCGAUAAGAUAUUCACUUAUUUUGGUCCAAAUCUGAAGACUUUAAAGCUUAACAAGUGUUACAAAUACAGAGUCAGUCAAAACACGUUUAAUAUUUUAAGACAAAAUGCGGUAAACUUGGAAACGCUAGAAGUGGAGGGCUAUGACAUCGAAACACUUGAUCUCAUAUGCAAUACAUUUCACGAAUUGAAAUCAUUGAAUAUGUUUUUCUUCAGUUCGUGGCUUAAUAUGGAUUCGUUGUCCCAAUUGUCACAAAUGCCUCAUUUGGAGCGCUUGAAGAUCGAGUUCUACCAGAAUCGGGGAGUCAUUAACUAUUUGGCCAAAACUGUGUUCCCGAAUCUCCAUUCACUCAACUUAACCGGCAUUUCAUUUACGCCCAAACUCUUCGAAGAGUUCACUCACUAUUUCCCUAAUAUUCGUCAAUUGGUUCUCCAGAACUGUUCUCUGCUUUGCGACGACCGGAGCGACGACUUCCGCGACCGACAGGACUGUAACGAUUGCAAAGAGAGAGUCUGGAAAUAUUUAUCCAAAUUAACUCAUUUGAAACAACUGUCGGUCAAUUUGUUGCCCCGAAAAGACACGGGAUUUUCCAAGUCUUACGUCUGGACAUUGAAUGAGCGCUCGUUUCCCGCCAUAGAAGAGCUGGACUUUCAAUGGCUUCCAUACGAUUCCAAGAGUUUUACCGAAAACCUGUUAAACCCGUUGAAUGCGUUCGCGAAGAAACACCCGAAACGUCAAUUCAAACUGAGAGUCAAUCAAGACUUCUUUGAAUUUGUGUCAAAGAAACGACAGAUAAAUGGCGUUAAAUAUAAUGUCAUGUCGUCUAACAUCGAAAGAAAUUCAGCGAUGAUGUCAAAGAAUUUGGUUUGUGUUUUGGUUGUCGUUGUGUUUCUAGCGUUGAUUGCGGGCAAUGAGUGCACUUCGACCAAGAAAUUCAUCAAAGGUUUACUUCUCGGCGCUCUUCUCAGUGGACACCAUAAGGGAGGCGGAGAAGAGCUCUUCCAUCAACAUCAGCCCCUAUAG
Messenger RNA from Medioppia subpectinata, 1389 nucleotides. The record is from the annotation of a GenBank genome assembly. NCBI's taxonomy places the organism in Eukaryota, Metazoa, Arthropoda, Arachnida, Sarcoptiformes, Oppiidae.